Drosophila arizonae is the source of this 3804-nucleotide messenger RNA. RefSeq lists its product as uncharacterized. Lineage: Eukaryota; Metazoa; Arthropoda; Insecta; Diptera; Drosophilidae. Gene Ontology annotation, molecular function: nucleic acid binding; zinc ion binding. The record is from RefSeq and is a predicted model, not a curated record.
UUUGAAGCAUCGAUACAUCUUUGCAAUAUCAACAACCCUAUCUAGUUGCAUUAUUCUUGGAGCAGAAAGCAGAAAAUUUUUGUGAAAACACCACGGAGCGAAAAAUGUAAAGUUCGCAAAUGUAAAAAGUAACAAAAAACGUAGAAACAAACUAUGAACUUGCAAAUUGUGUUCAGAUUGAUAUUGAAAAGUGCAUGUGCGCGUUUAUUGUAGAAAUACUACAUGCAAGUAAUCAGCAGCCACAGCAUUCUGUGGCAGCGACUCGUCGUCCAGUAGCAGCGAGUAAAUUGUGGAGUCUCUCUGGCCACAUUGGUGGACUAGCGCCCGCAAAUGUAUGCGACAAACUAGUAGUGGGCAGCAGCAGCAGUCGUUGUCGUCUUUGUGAAGCAUCAAUCGCGAAAAAGCAAAGGAAACAAAUAAACGCCAAAACAACAGAGUGAAAAAAAAAAACGUGCGUAAAAGUUAAUUAGCUGCCGCCAACCAACGAGCAAACGCAGAAGCGAGUGGAGGAGCAACAGCAGCAGCUGCUGCUCUAUACAAAUCGACAAUCGACAUUAUUGUUGUUGUUAUUAUUAUUGUUGUUGUUGUGGUUUUUGCACCCACCACACGUAACUAGAGCAGCAGCCACUAUACACAUACAUACACACAGAUACACUAAAACACACAUACACAUAUACACAGACACAAGUUCACACACAUACACACACACACACCCCUACGUAUAAACACUCCAGGCUAGACUUCGUAGUAGAUGCGUGCGUGCCACAACAAAAUUGGAAAUGAUUUGUCCAAAAGACGUCCUGCAGUGGUUUAAGACUCUGGAGAGCUAUAAUCGCAUUGAUACCAUGUGUUCAUUGUUCGAGGCCUGUUUGCCGUUCGAGUUGCGGUUUCUGGGCACAUUUUUGGAGGAGCUGGGUCGCAGGGAUUCACCGGAAUUGCGUGGCAUGGAGCUGCGCGCCAAUAAUCCACAGGAUCUGGCCGCCGAUAUGCACAACUGCCAAAAGGGCGAGCCAACAGACAAAAAGAUCCGCCGCAAGAUGGCGCUAUAUUUAGCGCUAAUACGUGCCUGUAAUCGCAAUUGUGUGACAGAAAUAUUUCGGACCCUCGAAUGUUGGGGCGAUCGCGAUUUUGCCAGCAUUAACGAUCAGGAUACGAUCCUGGAGCUAUUGCUCGUCUACACAAUGGCUGCCAAGCAUCCAGUCUUCUCUUACCACCAGAACACCAAAUGCGGCGAAAUUCUGGCCAAGAUUAAGGAAAUCAGACGUAUGGCGGACGAAACGUCACAAAUUAUGAGCCAACAGCAGCAGCAGCAGCAGUCGUCACAGCAGCAACAGCAACAGCAACAGCCGUCGCAUACACAACACUUGCUGCAUCAGCAGCAACAGACGCAGCCACAACCGCCACCGCCUUUCCAUCAUCCAGUGGUGCCAAUGAUGCAGCCACAGCAACCAACGCCUCUGCUGUAUCCACAGCCUUGGACCAAGCAGAUCAUACCUGGCACAGAAGUGGACAGCAUACAACAUUUGAUGCAAUCCAACAUCACCAUUCCAACGGACUCGAAUGCCAUUGCUGCGGCAGCAGCGGCGGCGGCGGCAGGCGGCUGGUCCAUGCGCAACUCAGUGCCAUGUACAGUGUACGCCGUGCCGCCUCCACAGCCACAGAGCCUGGAUCAUCAGGUGCCGCCGCAAGCCAGCUCGCCCAUGCUAAGCAGCCAGCAGUCAUCGCCGUCGACCAGUCGCACCACCAGCCCACAGCGCGAGCGUGGCAGCAGUGCCCCACUGCUGCAGCAGCAGCAACAGCAACAGCCACAACAACAAAUGCGCAGCUUGCCGCUGCGCUUGCCGAACAGCGUCAAACAUUCGCGUCGACCCUCUGUGGAGACAACGCCACCGCCAACGUCCACAUCCGUUGGCAGCGGCGAUGCUAAGCAUUUUGAUGAGGGAAUCAGCGAAGGCGGCGGCAACUUGUCUAGUAUUAUACGCAACGCAAGCUAUCCGCGUGUCUCGCAUCAGCGUAUGAAUGCGAAUACAUAUAUACCACCUCACCAGCAGCAGCAACAGCAACAACAACAGCAGCAGCAGCAGCAACAGUCGCCGGUAAGUCAAGAUUCACAGCAGCAGCAGGCGCAGCAGCACUAUCAGAUGAACAGCUUCAUCAAGGCGAACACACUGGUCCACACAAUGCAUAACAUGCAUAUAAACGAAGAUGGCAGCGGCUCGACGAGAAUGGGUUCAAGUAAAAGUGCGGCAACUACGAGCAGCGAAUCGGGUUGCUCGAAUGGCUCUUGCGGCGAGACAACGCCACCGGAAACGCCCACGCCCACGCUGCCCAACCAUUCAGUGGGCAUUGGUUAUCAGCAGCAGCAGCAGCAGCAAAAGCCGCAUCAUAUUAGCAAUAAGCAGUCUAGCCUACAGCAUCGCCUCAACGGGCGCAAUGGUGUGGAGAAGAGCUAUCAGCAAAUCUAUACGCCGAGCAAUCCCAGCGAGCAACAGCAGCAGCAGCCGCUGCUCAUGAGUCCCUCUGCUGUUAGUACGCCACCAACACCUGUGCUGUUGCAGACGCAGCAACAGUCACAACAGCAGCAGCAGCAACAACAGCAGCCGCAGCAGCAACAGCAGCAACCACAACCACCGCCAUCAGCGACAGCGUAUAAUGCACCAACAUAUCCAUAUCAUGCGGCAAGCGGACGUGGACCACAGCCGGCUUUGAUAAAACCGCAUCAUCCGCAGCCGCCGCCACUGGCGCUGCACAAUUCCAUACGCCUUCAUUACCAGCCUAACGGGGACAUCAUCUUUCCGGGCUAUCAUCCCGGCUUGACGUAUCCAGUGCCCGUUACAGCACCGCCAGCUGGUGCGCCCACAGCUGUGACGGCGGCCCAAUUGGUCCGCAAUACGGCGCCCGUUGCCAGCACCAAUGCAGUCACAGUGCAAACGCAAACGCCCGCCACACAGCCGCAGCCGCAGCAAUUGCUAGCGACGCCAGUUGCGCCCACGCCGUAUACGACGUUAGGCGUUUGCCCCAUAACUGGGGCGAGCAGCGCAGUGACACCGAAGAUCAUCUCCUGCUACAACUGUGGCUCCCAGACGCACAUCGGGCGCGACUGCCAGGAGGCGUCCAUGGAGGAUGUGACGCGCAGUGCCACCUACAAGCUGGACUUCAGUACGACAAAUAACUCGAGCAGCAGCAUCGAUGGCGGCAACCUCAGCGAUCACAAGGAUGUCGGCAGCAUGCUGAAGAAUGUGCCAGCGACGACGCCAACGGCGACAGCGGGAGCAGCAUUGACCAGCAUGGGCAAAUAAGCCAUGUAUAAUACACACACACACACACACACACACAGAUAAAUUUUACAUAUAUAUUUGUAUAUAUAUAUGUAUAAAUAAUUAAUACAUCUAAUUAAUUAAUAUACUUAUUGUAAUUCUUAACUACUUACACAAUUGAACAUUUAUAACGUUUGUAAAAGUGCGGAAAUCAAAUUUCACGCCUUUAGCCACGUCUCUUAGUUGUUUAAGUCAUUUUUGCAAAUUUCGUUAGCCAGAACAAGUCGCCUAAAAUUAAACAACAACAAAAAAAGAAACAUUAAACAAAACAGAAACGAAAAGCAAAAAAAAAAAAAAAAUAACAGUAAUAUUAUAAACAAUUAACAACCUUGCACACCACAGGGAAAUUAUGCAGAUAGUAAUUGUAGUUAUAUAUACAUACAUAUAUAUUCUAUAUAUAUAAAUAUAAAUGAUACUAUAUCUAUUGUAUAAUUGCGCGUACUAUACGAAUAUUUCUACCAAUUAAGUUAUACGCAAAACAAAUAGG